Messenger RNA from Triticum turgidum subsp. durum (durum wheat), 438 nucleotides. Lineage: Eukaryota; Viridiplantae; Streptophyta; Magnoliopsida; Poales; Poaceae. The record is from the annotation of a GenBank genome assembly.
AUGUCUCAUCAACUCCACUCUUCAGCCUUCGGUCUUCACAUCAUUGUGAGAAGGACCACCAUGUUGAUUCUUCUUCUCGCGGUUUUGCUUGCCUUUUCAGGCCCAAUCAAAGGAGAACAGCAUUUGGAUGGAGGUGGCGGUGGUCUCGUGGUGCCUCCUCCUGAUCAGAGCAGCCAUCUGGCUCCUUCUCCCCAAACUUCUCCAAAGAGUAAUCCAACUCCACUUACAUUGACUGGUCAUUUGCCUCAUCUUCGGACCCCAUUGACCCAGCCGCCUCCACGAGGCUGUGUUCAAGUGAAGAUAAACGUUUGGCCGUGCUUCCUCGUUUUUUGCGCAGCAGAAUGUCUCCUGGAGUCAUAUAGGGGCGGCCUGUGUCGUGGAGGUGCCUGCUAUUGUGUCAAGUGUCCCGUAGCAAAGACUAGUCCGUCAUUACAUUGA